AUGAAGAAAGCCCACCCUGUCUGCUGCUGUGAUUCCUGCGGAGUGCUGGGAUCCUGCUCUGACUCCGCCGUGCAGCCUGGUUUCAUCAUUGGGCCUGGAUGGCAGGGACAUGCUGGAGCAGAGAUAGUCGAAAACACAAGCAGAACUGGUUGCUGGUGCAUUUCGGACCAUGGGCUGGAUGAAAGACAAAAGCAGCAGGGAGCGUCCAGCAGUCAGAGAAUGAUCCAAACAGUAAUGGCUCAAACCACAGCCACCGCUGCAGGAUCCAGUACCAUAAACUUCCUACAGAGCCUUCAGGCUGCAGCUGACCUCCUCUGCUCUGAGGAGGCACAAGUCCUACUACUGGCUCUGCUCUGCUCCAUUACUGUGGGCCUCUGUGGAAUCAUUCCUUUACUUGUCAUUCCCAUAGAAGCAUGUGCAGCUGUCAAAACUGAAGCUGGAUCUCAGAGACUGAAGCAGCUCUUGAGCUUUGCCAUUGGUGGUCUUCUUGGAGAUGUUUUCCUUCAUCUCUUGCCUGAGGCUUGGGCGCUGUCUGGCUCCUCUGUGAGUAAACAAAAUCACUACACAUCCCAAGGCUUCUGGUUAAUUGCUGGUUUGUUGGCCUUUUUACUAUUGGAGAAGAUGUUUCCAGAUGAGGACAGCAAUAAAAGCGCCACGGCUAAGUCAGAUUUGAAUUUCAACUCUAAACAGUCUAUUUCAGUUUUCUGUGGAAAGACAGACAUGUCACUCCAAAACGGGCAUCAGACUGACUCAUGGAAAUCUAAGAACCCGUGUCCGCUGCAAUCGGCUCCGAAAAUUAAGACAAGUGGCUAUUUAAACCUGUUGGCAAACUGCAUAGACAACUUUACUCAUGGCCUGGCAGUAGGAGGAAGCUUCCUGGUUAGCAAAAAGGUUGGCCUCCUCACCACCUUUGCUAUCCUGCUCCAUGAAAUCCCCCACGAGGUGGGAGACUUUGCCAUUUUGCUGCGUGCUGGGUUUGAUCGCUGGAGUGCUGCACGCAUGCAGCUGUCCACGGCUAUGGUCGGGGUCCUGGGGGCAUGCGUGGCCCUCUACACUCAGCCUUCAAAAGGAACAGAAGACACAGCCUCCUGGAUAUUACCUUUCACUUCUGGUGGAUUCCUCUACAUUGCUUUGGUCAAUGUUGUCCCUGAUCUUCUGCAGGAGUCCAGUUUGAGGCAGUCCAUGCUCCAGAUCUUUCUCCUUUUCUCCGGCGUAGCUGUCAUGGCUCUUCUGUCGGUCGUCGUUUAA
Molecule: messenger RNA, 1248 nt
Organism: Knipowitschia caucasica
Lineage: Eukaryota; Metazoa; Chordata; Actinopteri; Gobiiformes; Gobiidae
Source: the annotation of a GenBank genome assembly